Messenger RNA from Elgaria multicarinata webbii, 2154 nucleotides. It is a transcript of the gene APCDD1, whose product is annotated as APC down-regulated 1. The transcript is spliced from 5 exons. The record is from RefSeq and is a predicted model, not a curated record. Gene Ontology annotation, molecular function: Wnt-protein binding. Lineage: Eukaryota; Metazoa; Chordata; Lepidosauria; Squamata; Anguidae. Bases 40 to 1587 code for a protein of 515 amino acids. Gene Ontology annotation, cellular component: plasma membrane. Gene Ontology annotation, biological process: negative regulation of Wnt signaling pathway.
AGAAAGGCUUUGACCGGAGAAGCCCUUGGAGAGCUGGAAAUGUCCUGUCCCUGCUGCAGCUGGAUUAGAUACCUGUUCCUAGCCCUGCUCUUGCAUGGGCUGGGAGAAGGUUCUGCACUUCUUCAUCCAGACAGCAGGUCCCACCCUCGAUCAUUAGAGAAGAGUGCAUGGCGAACUUUCAAGGAGUCACAGUGUCAUCACAUGUUGAAACAUCUUCACAAUGGAGCCCGAAUCACUGUUCAAAUGCCUCCCACCAUUGAGGGACACUGGGUCUCCACUGGUUGUGAAGUUAGGUCAGGCCCAGAAUUUAUCACAAGAUCCUACAGAUUCUACCACAAUAAUACGUUCAAGGCCUACCAGUUUUACUAUGGCGGUAACCGCUGCACAAACCCAAUCUAUACCUUAGUUAUCCGUGGUAAAGUUCGCCUCCGCCAAGCAUCCUGGAUCAUUCGUGGAGGGACCGAAGCGGAUUACCAGCUGCAUAAUGUACAGAUCAACUGCCACAGCAAGGCAGUGGCUGAAAGACUAAGUCAGUUGGUGAACCGUACAUGCCCUGGAUUUGUAGCAGAAGAUAAACCUUGGGAGCAAAAUGUGAGCUAUGAUUUAUGGAGAGAAGAGAAUGGCUACGAAUGCACCAGAGCGCUAAAUUUUGCUAUGCAUGAACUUCAACUCAUUCGUGUAGAGAAACAGUACCUUCACCAUAAUUUAGAUCACUUGGUAGAGGAGCUAUUUCUUGGGGACAUCCACACUGAUCCUGCUCAGAGGAUGUAUUAUCGUCCAUCCAGUUAUCAAGCUCCUCUGCAGAAUGCAAAGAACCAUGAUCAUUCGUGUAUAGCCUGCAGGAUCAUCUAUCGGUCAGAUGAACACCACCCUCCAAUUUUACCUCCAAAGGCUGAUUUGACUAUUGGAUUACAUGGAGAAUGGGUGAGCCAGCGCUGUGAAGUACGUCCUGAAGUGCUCUUUCUCACCAGGCACUUCAUCUUCCAUGACAAUAACAAUACUUGGGAAGGCCACUACUAUCAUUACUCUGAUCCAAUCUGCAAGCACCCCACUUUCACUAUUUAUGCCAAGGGUCGUUACAGCAGAGGAGUACAUUCGUCCAGAGUUAUGGGUGGAACAGAAUUUGUAUUUAAAGUGAAUCAUAUGAAAGUUACACCGAUGGACAUAGCUACAGCCUCUCUACUGAAUGUCUUCAAUGGAAAUGAGUGUGGAGCAGAAGGAUCAUGGCAAGUUGGGGUGCAGCAAGAUGUUACUCACACCAAUGGCUGCAUUGCUUUGGGGAUCCGUCUGCCUCACACAGAGUACGAAAUCUUUAAAAUGGAGCAGGAUGCCAAGGGGAGAUACUUGCUGUAUAAUGGUCAGAGACCUAGUGAUGGAUCCAGCCCAGACAGACCAGAAAAGAGAGCCACCUCCUACCAAAUGCCCUUAAUUCAGUGCACUUCUUCAGCCCCCAGAGCAGAUGGAACAUUAGAAGAAAAUAAACUAGGAUGGUACAGUAGUGGAGCACCAACAAGGAAUUUCUAUGCAUUUCUUUGGGCUGUGAUACUGGGUGGUUGCACUGUGGCACAUUUGGGCAUCCUCAGCUAGAAGUAUAUUUUGAAAUGAUUCAAUAAUCAGAGCAGCAGAGGACUUGGGAUACAAUGGAAUGUGGGAGGGAAAGGCAUUUUUCAGACAGAAAAAGACAUUUAUUUUCUUGAUGCACUUGGAUGCCUGAGAACUGUUGUUCAUUUCCUCUUUCCCUCUCGUUGAAUCAUGAACAGCACUCACUUGUUUCUGCUUUGAACUUCAUCCAGUCUGUUCCAUGGCCUGACAUGACUGCACAACAAUAAUUGCACUUUAAGACUGCAGUUUCUUUUCUUCCUUGUUUUUAAAACUCUACUGGGAUGAACUAAAAUAUCUUAUACAACCUUUCUUCUGCCAACUUUGCUGUUGCAGUCCAUCCUACUCAUAAAAUCAGUUUCUGCUUUAAAUUUAACUAUCAGGAAUUAUGUUUUUAUCAUGUUGUGUCAAUUCUGGUAAAUUGCAUCAUUUUUAUGCUACAGUGUGUACAUAUGUAUAUACCAAAAAACCAACCAAGGAUGUAACUAAAUACACUUUUAUAGAAUUUACAUAAAAUAUUAAAUGAUCUCUGGAGUCAAGAAUCAUGAAUGGAAA